This is a messenger RNA of Triplophysa rosa, 2142 nucleotides long. It is a transcript of the gene hacd2, whose product is annotated as 3-hydroxyacyl-CoA dehydratase 2. Gene Ontology annotation, cellular component: endoplasmic reticulum membrane. Lineage: Eukaryota; Metazoa; Chordata; Actinopteri; Cypriniformes; Nemacheilidae. The record is from RefSeq and is a predicted model, not a curated record. The transcript has 7 exons. Bases 86 to 817 code for a protein of 243 amino acids. Gene Ontology annotation, molecular function: 3-hydroxyacyl-CoA dehydratase activity. Gene Ontology annotation, biological process: very long-chain fatty acid biosynthetic process; sphingolipid biosynthetic process; fatty acid elongation.
AUCUCCUAUACAUGUCAAAAAGGCCAUACGCCUUUAUUCACCCGCACCACUUGGAUGAUCCAGUCUCUCUAAUGAUAGCUCAGUCAUGUCGGCACCUGCUAUGGGGACCAGCAAAACAGCGCACGAUUCGAGCAACAAGAAGAAAAGGGGACCCGGAACGCUGGCCACCGCUUAUUUGGUCAUUUACAACGUGGUUAUGACAGCAGGAUGGUUGGUCAUUGCUGUUGGACUUGUUCGAGCGUACCUUGCCAGAGGCAGCUAUCAUGGGCUUUAUUAUUCCAUAGAGAAGCCCCUAAAAUUCUUUCAGACUGGUGCACUUCUUGAGAUAUUGCAUUGUGCAGUGGGAAUCGUACCCUCUUCUGUGGUCCUUACUGGGUUCCAGGUGAUGUCACGGGUGUUCCUUACCUGGGCAGUCACACACAGUGUUAGAGAGGUCCAAAGUGAAGACAGUGUUCUUCUGUUCGUGGCGGCCUGGACCAUCACAGAAAUCAUCCGUUACUCCUUUUACACCUUCAGCCUGCUCAACCAUCUGCCUUACCUCAUCAAAUGGGCAAGGUACACAUUUUUUUUUGUGCUGUAUCCAAUGGGUGUGGCGGGUGAACUUCUGACCAUCUACGCUGCGCUACCAUACGUGCAAAAAACAGGACUUUACUCCAUCACCUUGCCUAACAAGUACAAUUUUUCCUUCGACUACCACACCUUCCUUAUCCUCAUCAUGAUCUCCUACAUUCCAUUAUUCCCACAGCUCUAUUUCCACAUGAUGCGCCAGAGGAAGAAAGUUCUAGGUCACGUGGAUGAGUACAGCAAAGUGGAAUAACUUGCCCAGACGUGCGCUUAUCAGACUGAUUGCACCAAUGGAGAAAGUGGAUAACCUUUAAAAGCCACACUUUACUGAUUAAAAAAAAGAAGAAAAAGCCUUCUUGUUGAUAAACAGGACAGAUAUUAAGAUGAUUGCUAACGUUAAUACUUUGGUAACAAGAAUACUGUUGCUUUUGGUGAUUUUAGGGCUCGUGUAACUACAUUAAAUGCUUGUUCUUACUUUAGAGGAGAAUUGCAUUACCAAACUAAUACAUACAAGUUACUGUGUGAAGAUUUUGUUCUAAAAUAGGUUAACUGACCAAAUGUAGUAGCAGACUUUGACAUUCAGAGAAAAUCGCAAGACGUGAGAUAUGUCUGUGGUGUUUUCAAACAGGAGGAAUAUCCCAUCAUUCUGUGUACUGUGCUCUGCAUUAUAUUUCAGGCAUUUUAAUCUAAUGACUUAAGUAUUUGCAUCUCACACACCUCAUUUAUUUUGUUUUAUAUUUGAGUAUGUGAAUGAUGUUUUGCAUUUAACACUUUUAGUAACUUCAAAAACACAUGUUGGUUAAUUCCUACUGUACUGUACGAUUAUUAGUAUUUUAUUUGUUUGUUUUGUGGUGUGUUUUUUAAAUGACCAUUUAGGAUCAAAAGCAAUUCCUCAAACCAUUGUUGAUUGUUUAUUUUGUUCUGUGUUAGAUAAAUAUCGGUUUCGGUUGGUUUGUGACUAUUUGCCCAGAAAAGGUGUUAAUCUCACAGAAAUUGUUUCGGACCUCAGUCAACGCUGCUAAUGUAUUAGAUGUGUAUUGUUGUCAUUGAGCUGACUCAUUCAGAGCUUUACUGUGGAAGUGUUCGGCUGGGUGAAGGCUACAGGAGUACAGCCCAAGUGAAAGUGAGCACUAGCCUCGGCUCUGGGGCUAAUUGGAUUUGAAUGCCUCUAGUCAUGCUUUCCCAAUGAGUCAAAUCUAAUAAUAUGUAGAAAAGGCUCAGAGUCAAGACUAACUUAACACUUUAUUGUCUGUCUACGAAAUCAUCAGAGCAAUCCAACUUCUCAGCCUCCCCUAAAACCUUUGCUAAGUUUGAGUGUAUUUGCAAACAAAGUGGUCUGUUUUCCAUAUCAAGCCUCUUCCAGAAAAGAUUAGCAUGGGAUGAGAUGCAUGUAGGCUGGAAUACAACUUUGAAUAAUGCAUGUAAAAGUGGUGUGGCAAUACCUCGAUUAACAGAAGCAUGACCCUUCAGUAAAAAUGCUGAUUUUGAUAUUAAAGUUUUGCAUGGGACCAGCAAACUUUGUACAGAUAGUAAUAGAAUGAUAUAUAUUUACAAUAAACCAUAACAUGGGAAGCGAAA